CUCAUUAGCAUUCUCGGUUAGCUACCUAAGUACCAUUGGCAGUAAACGUCACCUAGCCCAAACGAGAGGCCGGGGAUCGAACCCUCAGACAUACCGCGCUGAGGAAGAGGUCCUCCCCGUCCUCUUCAUCACUGUCUGGGCCUCCGAGGUCUUCGGGCUCCUGCACAUCUUGGUCCUCGGAGUCGGGGAACGGAGGAGGACUGCGCUCCGAGCUGGUCGCCAUCUUCUAUCUUUCUGUUUUCUCCACACACACACAAGGGGAGGGACCGUCAGCGGCUCCUCGCACGGAGGCUAACAGGCUGCUGCUACACACCCGGGCUGGAGCUUCACCUCCACACACUGACAACAGGGGCAGGCUGCAGGACACUUCGGGACUGGAAGGGACACUCCACCGCUGGCUUCUCACUUCCUGGUGCUCCUGGUCCUCCUCCUCCUCUUCCUCCCUCUUCUUCUUCAGGUCAGGCUAGCUUCAGUCGGUGCUAGCUACCCGGGCAGCAGCAGUCAUGGGACAGACGAGGUGUGGACCGGGACAGGGGUUCAGCUCCAGUUAGCUCAUGUGCAAACAAACAACUCCGUGCCCAUAUUAGACACAUCCGACCUUGAAGGGGGGGAUGUCUGGUCACAUGCGGCCCGGGGAUGUGGAGGCUCGGCGGCCGCUGCUGCUCGGAGGGAGAAGUCACCUGGAGCCGGACGAGCUGGACUCAGACGAAGGUAAAAUCAUUUUUGACAGGAGCAGGCCAGACUUGAAACAUGAAGCCGGGGGAAGUGCAGAGAGAAAAUUAACAUAUGAAGAAGCAAUGGAGGAAGCAGGGUUCGGCUUGUUUCACUGGCUGCUGUUGGUGGUCUGUGGUUGGGCCAACGCCAGCGACGCGGUGGAGAUUCUCUGUGUGUCUUUCCUCCUGCCAACGGCGCGCUGUGACCUGCUGCUGAGCUCCUCAGACAUGGGCCUGCUAACUGCCAGCAUUUUCCUUGGAAUGAUGGUGGGUGGCUACAUGUGGGGGUACUUGGCUGACCAGAGGGGGCGUCGCCAGGUCUUGGUUGUAUCCCUGACAGUUAAUGGGGUGUUUGGAGGUCUGGCCUGUGUGGCUCCAUGGUUCUGGCUCCUGCUGCUGCUGCGGAUCAUCAGUGGCGUAGGGGUGGGCGGGUCAAUCCCUGUUAUCUUCUCGUACUUCUCAGAGUUUAUGCCCCGACAGCGGAGAGGAGCAAUGAUCAGCAGUCUGGCCACUUUCUGGAUGGCAGGAAACAUCCUGGCUGCAGGUCUGGCCUGGCUGGUGAUUCCCAGUACCUGGGCCCAUUUUUCUCUGGGGACACUAGACUUCCAGAGCUGGAGACUGUUUGUGCUGCUUUGCUCCAUUCCCAGUCUCACUUCAGCCCUAGUAUUCAGGCAGCUCAUGCCAGAAAGCCCUAAGUUCCUCAUGGAGGCUGGUCGAGAGAAAGAAGCAAUCCAUGUUUUCAGAUUGAUGUUUAAGCUGAACAUGAGGGGAAAAGGAAAAUCUUUACCGGAAUUUGGUUUGUGUAUAAGCUCCAAGCACAGAGACGUGGAGGAGACCAGAGCUCGGGGUUCAUAUCGAGAGCGACUGUCAAUUAUUUUGAAAAAGGGCCUGUCGCCUAUUAAACAAAUGUUUAAUGGCUCCCUCAAAUCAAGGAGCAUCGCUCUGCUCAUCAUCUUCUACUGCAUCGCCUUUGGUUACUAUGGGCUGUGGAUGUGGUUCCCAGAGUUGUUUGCGAGAAUUGAGGAUGGAGGUUCACCUUGUGCCAACGCGUCUCUCUCAUCUCCUCUUCACAACCAAAGCUGCUACCCGGUCAAGACAGCGGUGUAUAUGGAGGGCUUCAUCAUCGCUGCAUCAAACCUGCCUGGCAACAUCUUCACCAUCCUAGUGAUGGACAGCACUGGAGGAAAGUCACUGCUGUGCUGCAGCUUGGUGGUGUCCAGUCUGAGCGUCUUCCUCAUCUAUGUGGUCCAAACCAAAGUCCAGAGUCUGAUCCUCUCCUGUGUCUUCAGCGGCGUGUCCGUCAUCGCCUGGAACGCCCUUGACGUGCUGGGAACAGAGCUCUACCCGACACAGCUACGGUCCUCGGCUCUCGGCUUCUUCACAGGUGCGGGCCGUGUGGCAGCGAUCAUGGGUAAUAUGGUCUUUGGGACGUUUGUGGACACGAACUGUGCCGUGCCGGUGCUGCUGGUCUCUGCUCUGCUGCUGACCGGAGGACUGGUGGCUCUGCUGCUGCCACAAACCAAACAGACUGAGCUCACCUGAGGCCGACAUUUUAUAUCAACAAGUUAUCAUAAGAAAGGGGACUGGGGGAUUAAUGCACUUUGUCACUUCUCUUUGCCUUUUUAAGGUGCCUUAUCUAGAAUACCAUGAAAAAGCAGCAGCAGGCGCUCUUGAGUGAGAAGGACAAGAAAGGCAGUUGUGCCACAAUCUACAUUGUAACAUUGUAAGGAUGAAAAUCCUAUCCAGAUGGGAACUCUCAGGAAUACUUGAACGAAAGAAAAAAUGUUCCCUAAUGUUUUUGCAACCUCGACAUGAAAAGUCUCUUGAAGGAUGUUUCAUAAUUUUUGUGGUACGUUUGAGGAUUGGUUACUCAAUGAUUUUAGGUGCAUUAUUAGAUUUCUAGAUGUGUCUGAAAUGUCUUUAAAAAAGAAACACUCCACAUCUUUCCAGGCUCACUGAUCUGCACAUUCAUUCUAAUACAGAGGUGUCAUACUUCCCUGACCACAGUGGACCAAACUGUUUAAUCAUUUAGCAAUAAGCCAAAGAUUUCAAGUUCCAGGACCAAAACAAGUACAAAUGAGCCUGCGUGGCCACGCUUACCAUCAUCUCAAAGUUCUAUGUUGUAAAUUACUACUGAAGCUUAACUAAAUAAACUACUUUCAUUUCA
Messenger RNA from Limanda limanda (common dab), 2880 nucleotides. RefSeq names its product synaptic vesicle glycoprotein 2 (gene sv2). Gene Ontology annotation, cellular component: membrane. Gene Ontology annotation, molecular function: transmembrane transporter activity. The transcript has 13 exons. The record is from RefSeq and is a predicted model, not a curated record. Gene Ontology annotation, biological process: transmembrane transport. The coding region runs from base 612 to 2255 and encodes 547 amino acids. Lineage: Eukaryota; Metazoa; Chordata; Actinopteri; Pleuronectiformes; Pleuronectidae.